Messenger RNA from Tuber aestivum (summer truffle), 2604 nucleotides. Lineage: Eukaryota; Fungi; Ascomycota; Pezizomycetes; Pezizales; Tuberaceae. The record is from the annotation of a GenBank genome assembly.
GGAGAUAAUGAACCAAACCCCCUCCAUUUCCACCCAGUGCUGCUAUCAUACUGGCACUGUACCACCGUAUGCAGCCCCAACAUCGGCACAUACCGUACCGUGAUAGAUCCAGGCCGCGAGCAUUGAUCUGGGCCGGGGUUGGACACCGUUGAAAGCCGGAAUCUACCCCACAUUCUUGCACCCGCACACCUCGAGGCCAGCACUCUCACCCCAUAUCCUUCCUCUCGGCACCUUCCUUCCUGCUGCACGGGUUUUUCCUGCAUUUACGACGAAGACGAGGUAUAAGACGACGACGAGAUGGAGCAUCGGCCAUCAAACUUGUAUCCCGAGAGUGAAGAAGGUAGCUUCUCUCUCCAAAAUUAAUCGGUCGUUACCGCUCAAUCUCGUGGCUGACGAGCUCUCCCUAUUUACAUCCAGCCGAAUCGGGACCGGAGCAAGGUACGGAUGAGGAGGGUGAAGAGGGCGUUAUCGGUGGCACUUCACUUGAGCAGGCCCAACUGGCGUACAUAUUCACUGGCAAUUCCCCAAUGCGCCUCGGACAACUGAUAUUCACUUCUGGUGCUGGUGGGAGCUUCUCCAGAUGUCAACAGCGCAGAGCGGGUUUGAGGGGCGAGGAAGAUAUCGAUCCUGUGCCGAACCCGGAGGGACAGAGGUUGAUGAAAUCUGGGGAAUUCGGAUCAGUGCGUUUCUCGAUCGAUACGGUUUGAUUGGCUGGGUGCCCAGAACUUAUGAUUUCUAGGAUGACUUUACGAAGCGCCCGAGCCGGGAGAGCAAAGGGGAUUCGGUAGGGGUGAGGAGCGAAUCAGUUCCAAGUACAAGCCUUAGCAAACUUCUGCUGCAAAGGGAGCUUGGAUGCUAUACCGGUGGCCGUGAGAGGAGGCUGAACCAAUUGGUGGCACAAGUAAGUUUGACAAUCCUCCCUCCUAAGUUACCAGGCUUCUUGUGCGAUAGCUGAUGUGUGCAAAAGUCAAUGGUGCCGUCCACCAAUGCUGAUUUCAUAGUACACUACGACAAUCGCUCCUACUCUGGCCAAUUUUCUGAGGAUGGAAACUUCUUCUAUAGCUGCUCCCAAGACUUUCGAGUGCGCAUGUAUGAUACAUCGAACCCUUACCAGUGGAAGUAUUACAAGACCGUGGACUACAUCGACGGAAGGUGGACGAUUACAGAUGCCACGCUUUCGCCGGACAAUCGCCAUCUAGCGUAUAGCAGUAUCACGGCUCGAGUAUGCUUGGCCAGUACUGCUCCGGAGGACGAUGGGGUGCACCCGCUUGACUUCAGUAAUGGCAGACACCGCAACCGGAAUGCUAUGGAUCCACGUUACGGGGUUUGCCCUUCCGCCGGAUCUUUCAGGCCUUGGUUGUUGCUAAUGUGUGGUACAGAUAUGGUCUAUCAGGUUUUCGGGUGAUGGUCGUGAGAUCGUUGCCGGUGCGAACGAUUGUUGUCUCUAUGUAUACGAUAUCGAGACACUAACACCGGUUCUUAGGCUCGAGGGCCACAAAGAGGAUGUCAACGCUGUCUGCUAUGGCGAUAGAGCUUCUCCUCACAUUGUCUAUUCUGGAUCUGAUGACGCCACGGUCAAGGUUUGGGAUCGAAGAAGUAUGGCGGACGGAAGGGAAGUAGGGGUCUUUGUCGGACAUACGGAAGGCUUGACGUAUGUUGACAGCAAAGGAGAUGGAAGAUAUGUGCUUUCAAAUGGCAAGGACCAGACGAUGAAGUUGUGGGAUGUAAGGUAAGAGAUUAUUACAUGCAGGUUACUUGACUGAUGCCUCGAGCUAACAACCGCAGAAAAAUGAUUGAUAAGAAAGAGUCCGACUCUAUGGCUCCUAGAAAUUACGGUACCGGUUUUGAUUACCGUAGAGACCGGUGCGUCCAUAUCGGCCCUCGAACCGAUAGAGUAUUAUAUAAUUACUAACUCAAUCAUAGAUAUGGCGAGCCGUCCACCAAACACCCUUAUGACUGCAGUCUCGUUACCUAUAGAGGUCAUAGUGUUCUCAAGACCCUUAUCCGCUGUCAUUUUUCCCCGCCAACGUCAACCGGAUCUCGAUACGUCUAUACCGGUUCCGCCGACGGCAAAGCCAAAAUCUACAACAUUGAUGCAACGGAAGUCGCAACAAUCGAUGUCCACGCUGCGACUAUCGGCUCCCGGCCUAUGGACCCAGACCUCAUACAUAGAUCAUACUACUAUUCGGGUAGCGGGACAACAGCUUGGAGGACUUGCGUAAGAGAUGUUAGUUGGCAUCCAAGUGCCCCGGCCCUUGCUAGUAAGUUGUGCUCCAUGAUUCCAACCAGGCUCUUGUUAAACUAACGCCCCUCAAUAGCCACAAGUUGGAACGGCUUCGGCCUCUCCACUGGCACCGUCACCCUCCAUAGUUGGAAUAGCACCGGCGGGAAGCCAAAAAUCUACAAUGCCAAGCUCCAAACAGACCUCUUCGAGAACGACCUAGGAUAUAGUGAGGAAGACGAGGAGGAGAGUGAGUAUGCUGAGACGGAAAGCGGGCAAAGUGAGGACUAUUAGUUGUUGACUGCACAAUAACUGAAAUGUUACCUUCUCGGGAGUUUUUACAUUCUAAUUUACAUAAUAUGAUACACACUCUCUCCCCUUUU